Messenger RNA from Mercurialis annua (annual mercury), 643 nucleotides. Its product is annotated as sm-like protein LSM36B. Lineage: Eukaryota; Viridiplantae; Streptophyta; Magnoliopsida; Malpighiales; Euphorbiaceae. The transcript has 4 exons. Gene Ontology annotation, molecular function: RNA binding. Gene Ontology annotation, biological process: mRNA splicing, via spliceosome; maturation of SSU-rRNA. Gene Ontology annotation, cellular component: sno(s)RNA-containing ribonucleoprotein complex; U4/U6 x U5 tri-snRNP complex; nucleolus. The record is from RefSeq and is a predicted model, not a curated record. The coding region runs from base 131 to 406 and encodes 91 amino acids.
AAAAGCUAGUCACAAGUCAUAACUCCAGUUUUAAAAUUUCUAAGCUCAUACAGUUCCCUCUUUCUCUCAUUCGUCGUUCAAAAUCAAACCUAGAAAAUCCUCUGAAAGAUUUUUGAAAGUUUAGAGAAAUAUGAGUGGAGGCGGAGAGAAAGGGUCAGCACACCAGAAAAACCCUUCUGAUUUUCUCAAAUCCAUUCGCGGCCGUCCCGUUGUUGUCAAAUUGAAUUCCGGUGUCGAUUAUCGAGGUAUAUUAGCUUGUUUAGAUGGAUAUAUGAAUAUAGCAAUGGAGCAGACUGAAGAAUACGUUAAUGGGCAAUUGAAAAACAAGUACGGCGAUGCUUUUAUUCGAGGAAAUAACGUUCUGUACAUUAGUACAACAAAGAGGACAUUAGCAGAUGGAGCUUAGCAAUGAAAUAUCAUACAAGAGAUGAUUUUGAGUAAAAUGUUCUUUUUUUUUGUUAAAUUUUCAUGUACUAGCAUGACACUCUUGAAUUUGAGGAUCAAGUAACAUUUAUUUUGAACUAAACUGUAGAGCUACUGGAGUCAGUUGAAUAUCUCGUGACAUGUUCUUGUUCACAGCUAUGGAAACAAAUAUCGCAAUUCCUUUUUCAUUACAAGGGAAGGGAUCAUUGGAGUUUGACAA